UGGUGCCUUCUAAAAUAAUGGAACAACAGUCUUACCUUUGGGAAAGGACUAUAAACUCCUUAAAAGAACCAUUAAGUCAAUUUACUAGUUUAAUCUCAAGAGAACCAGGAACCACUGAAACGAGAAAAGUGGGUAAUAGUAUAGAAACAAAAAAAGUAGGUAAUAAUAAAGAAUUGGAUAAUAUAGAAGUAGAUAAUAAUAGAGAAGUGAAUAAUAUAAAAACAAAAAAAGUGGAUAAUAUAAAAGUGAAAAAGUGGGUUAAUAUAGAAAUGGAAAAAGUGAAUAAUAUAAAAGUGAGAAAAGUAAAUAAUAUAGAAAUGGGUAAUAAUAGAGAAGUAGGUAAUAUAGAGAUGGAAAAAGUAGAUAAUAUAGAAGUAGAAAAGAGGAAAAAGUGA
Molecule: messenger RNA, 395 nt
Organism: Dentiscutata erythropus
Lineage: Eukaryota; Fungi; Glomeromycota; Glomeromycetes; Diversisporales; Gigasporaceae
Source: the annotation of a GenBank genome assembly